AUGCUACAAAAUCUGGACACAUUACAUCACCGAAAACAUCUCGGUAAAUUUGCAUUAUCGCCUACUACUUCCAAUUCUUUCCGUAUGAUGACGGAAUUUCCAGGCCAUCAUCAAGCUCGAAGACGUCGUCGAGGUGAGAUAGUGAAUCCAGCAAACACUUUGGAUGGUUUGGUCGCCAAACGUGCUGAUGAUGUGGGCGCCAGGGAUAGCCUCUAUAAGCGUUAUCUGACCGAAGCUGAGGCAAUUGAACGUAUCGGAAUAGAUCCGGACGUGUCAACAAGGACUUGUUCCGUUUGUGGUUACCAGGGGAAAUGGGUUUCGGAAAUGAUCAGACAUAAGCGCGUUCAUACUAACGAACGCCCAUUUCGUUGUAAAUACUGCUCCCGGACAAGCAAAUGGAAAGCUGAUCUCGUUAGACAUGUUGCUAAAACGCAUGGAAUACGAGUGGUUUCAAAGUAUAGCCGAAGCAAAACAUUUCAUAAUAGCACUUCAACUUUCAAUAUGACAACCAGUACAAAUGAAUCAAAUGGAAAAAAGCGGAAUUGUGCAGAAAUACUCACAGAUUUGAAAAAUGAUAAAGAUAUUAUGCUAAGAUGCAGAAAGCCUAAAACACUUCGAUUGCCGAUUAUGUAUCGAUGCGUUAUUUGCUUGUUUGAACAGGACUCGCUACUUGUUUUGAUGAGCCAUCUGAAGAAUGCGCAUAAUGCAUUGCCGUACGAAUGCCACUCAUGUGGUAACUCUUUCAUGGAUGCUCACACAACUAUGAAACAUUUCAUUGAAAAGACAACAUGCAAAAGAGAUGAUCUCAAAAUUAAUAUUGCUCCUCCGUACAUUGUAAAAAAUAAUUUUAAUUUAAAGCCAUCAUUUGCACUCCUUGAUGAAGCUGCUAAACAAGCUGCUCAAGAACUAAUUGGUAAAAGUCCGGCAAUUACUUCAUCAAUCAUAGCGCAAAAUUUAUCUUUGCCAGCAGUAUCAGCUUAUAGACACAACCAUAAUCAAACUGAAAAUCAUAUGCGCAUGCAUACCACAGGUCCAUCACUUCUGAGACAAGGUGUAGAUGGAACCACUGCAAAUACCGCUGAGACUCAAAUGAAAGUGAAUGCCGACAGUACCGCUAUGACACAGCAGGUAACAACGACAUCAAAAUUUUUUGAUUUGGAAGCAGUAUUAUCAGUAGUGAAACAACAGGCUGCAUUCGAUCCACUAUUUUCGAUGCGAGCGCUAGCAUUGGCUCCUACAUUGCUAUCAGAAUGGAUAUCGCCUGGUCCCUCGGCUUUUAAGCAAGUAACUUCAAUUCCGGAGGAGAUUAUACCAGUUACAGGUUUCAUUUCCUAUCCAGAAAUUCACGGGAAUCAGCAAAAAAAGACUGUCCAAGAACUCAAUUCUUUAUUCCCUGCUAACAUUAACAAUAUUUCGUGUAAUUCAGUGACGGUGUCUGAUGUUAGCUCAUUAUCACCUAGUUACCAGAUUUCUGAGGGUGUUAUCAAAGCUAUUCAACAUUAUCGCCAACGACGUAAUGCAUUUUUUCCACCAGUUCCCUCAGCAGAAAGCAGAACCCAGAGAACAGACAGCCUUCCAGAGCCGCCAGAAGAUAAAACGAAUCCGAAAAAUGAAUCAGAUGCAGUUCACGAUAUAAAUAUAACGAAAAAGAAUGAGGAUGAUUUUGUUGAUGUUGUGCAACUUGAUGGUUGA
This is a messenger RNA of Brugia malayi, 1692 nucleotides long. RefSeq lists its product as uncharacterized. The record is from RefSeq and is a predicted model, not a curated record. Bases 1 to 1692 code for a protein of 563 amino acids. The transcript has 12 exons. NCBI's taxonomy places the organism in Eukaryota, Metazoa, Nematoda, Chromadorea, Rhabditida, Onchocercidae.